Messenger RNA from Saccostrea echinata, 1138 nucleotides. RefSeq names its product ovoinhibitor-like. Gene Ontology annotation, molecular function: protein binding. The transcript has 8 exons. The record is from RefSeq and is a predicted model, not a curated record. Bases 34 to 867 code for a protein of 277 amino acids. Lineage: Eukaryota; Metazoa; Mollusca; Bivalvia; Ostreida; Ostreidae.
CUAAAAACAUCAAAGUUGUAUCCGACCCUCGGCAUGAUACUCAUCCUCAGCAUUCUUGUUAGCAUUGUGCUCUCAGUGGAAUCCAAGAGCACCGGAUGUGUUUGUCCACUGGUCAUCGAACCUGUCUGUGGAAAAGACGGCGUGACGUAUGAUAAUGAGUGCGAAAUGAAUUGCGCUGGAGCUGCAAAAUCUCAUGAUGGAAAAUGCGAAAGUGAAGCCUGCGCAUGCCCACUGACGAUUAAGCAGGUUUGCGGUAAUGAUGGGAAAACCUAUGACAACGAAUGUCUGUUAAAUUGCACAGGUUGGACCAAAGCUCACGACGGGGAAUGUGGAACAACACAAGUCUGCGCAUGUCCUUUUAUCCUUCUUCGCGUGUGUGGAGGCGAUGGGAAAACAUAUGACAAUGAAUGUCUUCUUAAUUGCGCAGGGGCGACCAAGUUGCAUGACGGGGAGUGUAAGCAAUCAUUGUGCGCAUGCCCAAGAAUCCUCAACAAAGUGUGUGGAAAAGAUGGCAAGACCUAUGACAACGAAUGCCUCAUGAACUGCUCGUCUGUUGGUAAGGCCCACGAUGGGGAGUGUCUUGAGGCUGCCCCAGCGGCAGCAGAAGGACCCGUAUGUAUGUGUAAUAACAUGUACUAUCCAAUGUGUGGAAGUGAUGGCGUAACAUAUGCCAAUGAAUGUCUCAUGCAGUGCCAUAAAGCUACCCUAGCUUUUGAAGGAGUAUGCGAAACAACACCAGCGCCGUCUUGUCACUGCCCCCACAUCUAUAACCCGGUCUGUGGAGCAGACGGACAAACCUAUGACAACGAAUGUUUGAUGUUAUGUCACAACGUGAAAGAAGGUUACCUUGGACCAUGUAAAAGUUAACUCACGCUUGAAUUGCUGAAAUUUCACGCAUAAUGUCGGACAGUUGUGCAUUCUAUGACAAUCUAUACUUAAUUAUGGACAUUUUUUUUUUAUUGCAUGUACAAUUUUUUUAAUGAUAGUUCUGUGAGGGAAGCUUUGAACUGAUUAUUAUCAUUGCUAUUUAUUUGUCGAGACAAUGUAAUGAUAGGUUUGGUAGUAAACCUUGAUCCGUUUGUUAACUCAAGAUUGAAUGUCACUGAAUUCGAAAUAAAGCUACGUUAUGAGGAAACAA